Messenger RNA from Polistes dominula (European paper wasp), 3492 nucleotides. It is a transcript of the gene Eyg, whose product is annotated as eyegone. Gene Ontology annotation, biological process: regulation of transcription by RNA polymerase II; anatomical structure development. The record is from RefSeq and is a predicted model, not a curated record. Lineage: Eukaryota; Metazoa; Arthropoda; Insecta; Hymenoptera; Vespidae. Gene Ontology annotation, molecular function: DNA-binding transcription factor activity, RNA polymerase II-specific; RNA polymerase II cis-regulatory region sequence-specific DNA binding.
CGCGCUUCGAACGGGGAUCGGACAAUCCGCUUGAAUCCCGUCAUAGUGUGUUGAAUGAGAGAGAGAGAGAGAGAGAGAUAGCAGAUUGCUCGUGUCUUCUCAAAGGUAUGAGAGAGAGAAAGGAAGAGGGUUCUCUAUGGGAAGAGAAGUGGGGAGGUGAAAGGAGGGGAAUGUGGUGUUGGUUGGGCGUCGCGACGCUUUAAAUCUCUUUCUCUGUCUCAGUCACUCUCUCUCUCUCUCUCUCUCUCUCUCUUUGGGUGUCUGUAGCUCUCUAUAUGGUUACUCUUUCUCUUUCUCGGUGAAAUAAACGGUGGGGGUAAGGCCGCUCGGAGUGCGCGCUUCGAACGAGUCCGAACGGAAGGCAGGCAAUCUGCUCGAAUCCGGCGGAGCGUGAGCAGCAACGUUAACCUCGCGUGGUGGUGGUGGUGGUGGUGAUGGUGGUUGGUUGUUGCUUACUUGCUUGUUGUUGUUGUGUUUUUCUUCUCUUCUCUUCUCUUAUCUUUUAACGUUGUGUUGUGGUUCUUUAUUAAAGACCAAACUAAGAUAGAGAGAAAAGAGAAGGGGUUGAACGUAUCGGACGUUUUAAAUCACAAUCUCUCACCUUUGCAAAAUGAUUGGAGGUGUGUGUUAGUAGUUGGGGUGGGGGUAAGGCUAGUCCGGGUUACGCUUCGAACGAGUCUUUGAACGGAAGGCAGACAAUCUUCACGAAUCCGGCGGAACGCGAACAGCCGCCAAUUUGUCUGCUGUCAAGAAAAAAAUAAAAUAAAGGAAACAACAACUGAAUAGAAAGAGAGAGAGAGAGAGAGAGAGAGAGAUAGAGAGAGAGAGUUAUUUAGAGUUGUAUUAUUUGUGGUUGCAUAAGAGAAGAAAGAUAAAAAUAGGAUAGAUAGAAAUUGCAGCGAUGGAAGACAAUCGGUUGAGCUUACGUGAUGUUGUGCUCCUCGUGUCACGUUGAAGAAGAGGAAGGCUCGCCACGAGCGAGCUACCAAACCUCAUCGUCGUCGUCAUCAUCGUCAUCGUGGUCGUCGUUUUAUUAUUAUCGUUUUCAUCGAUGUCGAGAAUACAACGUAUCACUACUUCUACAAAUCCUAUCACCGUUGGUACAACCAACGGAAAGUAGGAGGAGAAGGAGGAGGGGAAAGUGGUGGAGAAGGUGGAGGAGGAGAAGAAGAAGGUCCGAUUGCGUUUGUAUUCCCUCUGGCACCUUUGUAUUCCAAUAAGAGAGCACGUGUGUGUAUGUGUGUGUGUGUACGUUAAAGAGGAGGAAACAAGGUGCGAGGGAGGAGCCGGUGCAGGCAGGAAAGCAGGCAACCGGUGGAGGGGAGGAUCCAGCCGAGAGAUCUCGUCUGGUGAUGAUGAUCGGUGGUGGCGUCGCGAGCCCUCCUGGUGGUACUGCCAAGUCGGUGGCUGCGAUCGACGCCGAGAUGGUGCAGGUCGAGGGCAUUGGCAGUGGAAGUGUCAGUGGCAGUGCUAGUGGUAGUGGUAGUCCUGCGACCGCUUCUACGAGACUAACUAAUAAUAAUAAUAAUAAUAAUAAUAAUAAUAGUAAUAAUAAUAACUCGGACGUAAGUAAUAGCAACAACAACAACAACAAUAACGAGGGACACGCUGUGCUAAAUUGCAGUGGCGCCGGUAGCGGCGCUACGAGUGACAAGUUUUGCUGUCACGACGAGGACCUUCCCGUGAGUACGGGUGUAACGCGACCUUGGGAACCACCCUCGCCGACCUUCUCCCAGACGAGGUCGCACCUUCUUCAGGUUCAUCCGACUCAUCAUCAUCAACAUCCGGCUGCUGCCCAUCAUCAUCAUCAACAAAUGACCGUACCACCGGCUUCCCUUAUCGACGGCGUGAGCUUGCAAAGCUGUACAGCUGGACCAUUUGCUAGCGGAAAUGGCGGUGGUGCAUCGAGACAACGUUUGUUGGAACUGUCACAUGGAUUGGGUGCUCUUAGACAUUACAAUGAUUUAGCCAAUCAUGUGUUAUCAUUAAAUCAACAAGGUGCCGUCGUUACGAAACUUUUAGGUACGCUUCGUCCGCCAGGCCUGAUAGGUGGAAGUAAACCCAAAGUUGCGACGCCAGCUGUCGUUGCUAAAAUCGAACAAUACAAAAGAGAAAAUCCGACGAUAUUCGCAUGGGAAAUUAGAGAAAGACUCAUAUCCGAAGGUGUUUGCAGUAAUGCAACAGCACCAUCGGUAAGCAGUAUAAAUCGAAUAUUACGAAAUCGUGCCGCUGAAAGGGCAGCAGCGGAAUUUGCGAGAGCAGCUGGUUACGGAUUGUACGCGGCCGGGCCGCAUCCAUAUUUUAAUACAGCUGCCCAUCAGCAUCCAACUACUAGCCAUCAUCUUCCUGGUGGAUGGCCAGCACCAGGAGCACCUGGACAUCCUUGGAUGUUACCACCCUUAGCUACUGGAAUUUCGGGGGCUGCUUCUGCGUUACUUUUACCACCGUCCUUGAGUCCUGGGGCUGCUGCCGCAGCAGCUGCGGCCGCAUCCGCUUCCGCUGCCGGUACUGCGGAUCAUGCUUUGCACGCUGCCGACGCCAUUGCCAGAGGAUACUUGCAAGACGGUGACGGUGACGAUGGAAGUUUGGAUGGUUCCGAGCAACCAAAGUUUCGACGAAAUCGUACAACCUUUAGUCCUGAACAAUUGGAGGAACUCGAAAAGGAGUUUGAAAGGUCGCAUUAUCCUUGCGUGUCUACUCGCGAACGGUUGGCUUCGAAGACCUCUCUUUCGGAGGCACGUGUACAGGUUUGGUUUUCCAACAGACGGGCAAAGUGGCGUCGUCAUCAGCGAAUGAACCUUUUAAAGCGUUCGCCACCACCGCCGCCGCCGCCGCCACCGCAGCCGCAACCGCGGCCGCACUCCGCAUCCAGCAUGGAAAUUGGCCGUACGUCGGUUUGCUCAAUCGGAGGAAUGGGAGGAGAAAGUAGCGCAUUUCGUGCUGUUGUAACAACAACGUCCCAAUCAUCAAGGGAAUCUAACGAUAGGAUCAAUAGGCUCGAAUCCAUUUCGAAACACCAACAACAAAACCAACAGCAGCAGCAGCAACAACAGGAAAAAAAACCAAGUGCAUUCCGUAUGAUCAGCCAAUUGGUUGGGGAAGAUACCCAUUCUAAUUUGUCACGUGGUACGAGUCCCAAUUACGAUAAUCAAAGGUCGGGUCAUGGACCACCACCAGCACCACCAGGUGGACCUGGUUCUGGCCAAAGAAUCGAAUACGAGACUGUUGAGGAUGAAGACGAGGACGAAGAAAUCGACGUACAAGAUUCCGAUCAGGAUAUACCAUCUUCACCGCCGGUCGCGUGGAGAGAUCAUUGGACCGAUCAACAACCCUUAGAAUUGACCAAACACGAUCGUUGAAAUGUUCAUCAAAUGGAAAUAGUGUUGAAGAAUAAGAAGACUACUUUUCGUUUAGAUUCAAACGAGACAGUUCUUUAUUUGUUUUCAUUUCAAAAUGAUUUUAGUGGUUUGUUUCCCACCCCUACCCCCUCCC